CUUGAAUCUUCUUCCAGUUCUGACCAACGGGCGACGUCUGGGAACCUCUGGCGGGUCCCCUUCCUUCCCGAAUUUAGAACAAAACACUUAAAAGGAUCCUCCGCGCCCCUCUCUAUGCGAGCAUUCGCUGCUGUCAGGCAAGUCUCUGCUACUGCCAAACCGAGAACAUCAGCACCAUUACGCCUAAGAGCCGUCUCGAGACACUUCUUUUCCACAAACCUACCCAGGAUGGCGCCCAUACAAAAGGAAACGGACUAUCUGGUCAUUGGAGGUGGGAGUGGUGGACUAGCUUCGGCGCGCAUGGCCAGCUCAAAGUUCGGGACCAAGGCUGUGAUCGUCGAGGGUGGAAGAAUAGGAGGCACAUGUGUGAAUGUUGGAUGCGUACCGAAAAAGGUUACCUUCAAUGCCGCUGCCAUAGCCGAAACCAUACAUCAGGCCAAAUCGUAUGGCUUUUCCGUCCAGGAAACUAAGCCGUUUGACUGGAGGAGCUUCAAGCAAAAGCGCGAUGCCUACAUCACGCGCCUCAACGGUAUCUACGAUCGCAACCUGGCCAAUGAUAAAGUUGAAUAUCUCCAUGGCUGGGCAAAGCUCUUGUCGCGAAACGAGGCCGAGGUGACACUCGACGAUGGCACCAAGGCCGUUGUUAAGGCCAAGAAAAUUUUGAUUGCUGUCGGCGGCACGCCCACCAAGCCCGACCCUUCGAUACCUGGUUCAGAGUUUGGUACCAACAGCGAUGGCUUUUUCGAUAUCGAGGAUCUCCCAAAGAAGGUGGCUCUGGUCGGAGCUGGGUACAUUGCGGUUGAGUUCGCAGGCAUGUUUAAUGCUCUCGGAGUCGAAACCCAUUUGUUUAUCCGCGGGGAUACGUUUCUGCGCAACUUUGAUCCCAUGGUGCAGGAGGUGGUGACUAAGGAAUAUGAGCGUCUCGGCGUGAAGCUGCACAAGCAGUCUUCACAGUCCAAGAUUGAACGCAACGAGAGCACAGGAAAGCUCACCGUUCAUUACAAGGACAAGGACGGUGAAGGUGCCAUUUCGGACGUGGACCACCUGAUUUGGGCCAUUGGUAGAACCCCCAUGACCAAGGACAUUGGCCUUGAAAAGGCAGGCGUCAAGGUUAACGAGAAGGGCUACAUCGAGGUGGACGAGUACCAGAACACGUCUGCCGAAAAUAUCUACGCGCUCGGGGAUGUCACGGGCCAGGUUGAGCUCACCCCCGUCGCUAUCGCAGCCGGUCGCAGACUGUCUCACCGUCUGUUUGGCGGUGAGCAGUUCAGCACCUACAAGCUUGAUUAUUCCAACAUACCCUCGGUUGUAUUUGCGCACCCUGAGGUGGGCUCAAUCGGUCUCACCGAGCCCCAGGCGGUUGAGAAGUAUGGCCAGGAAAACCUCAAAAUCUACAAGACGAGCUUUACUGCCAUGUACUACGCCAUGAUGGAGCCCGAGGAGAAGGGCCCGACAGCAUACAAGCUGAUCUGUGCCGGACCUGAGGAGAAGAUUGUGGGGUUACACAUUGUCGGUUUAGGCAGCGGAGAGAUGUUGCAGGGCUUUGGUGUCGCGGUCAAGAUGGGCGCGACCAAGAGAGACUUUGAUAACUGUGUGGCCAUACACCCGACCAGUGCCGAGGAGCUAGUCACUCUCAAGUAA
Messenger RNA from Pyricularia pennisetigena, 1641 nucleotides. RefSeq lists its product as uncharacterized. NCBI's taxonomy places the organism in Eukaryota, Fungi, Ascomycota, Sordariomycetes, Magnaporthales, Pyriculariaceae. Gene Ontology annotation, cellular component: cytosol; mitochondrion. Gene Ontology annotation, molecular function: glutathione-disulfide reductase (NADPH) activity; flavin adenine dinucleotide binding; NADP binding. Gene Ontology annotation, biological process: cell redox homeostasis; glutathione metabolic process; cellular response to oxidative stress. The annotation marks the transcript as partial. The record is from RefSeq and is a predicted model, not a curated record. The transcript is spliced from 2 exons.